Molecule: messenger RNA, 1219 nt
Organism: Pogonomyrmex barbatus (red harvester ant)
Lineage: Eukaryota; Metazoa; Arthropoda; Insecta; Hymenoptera; Formicidae
Product: protein doublesex-like
Source: RefSeq, a predicted model, not a curated record
ACGGUGGUGGUAAAUGGUGACGGUGAUGAUGAUUACUAGUGGUCGGUGGUGGUUUACUCCGCGACGUGGUGUUGCCGGCCGCGGCCGGUGGCAUCCAUCGAGGUAAAAAGGAAAAAGGCGGGAAAGAAGACACCUUUUCUUCUUGCGUCAGACCGGCGUGCGAACGACUUGAUUGAGUUAAUCAAGGGCGCGCGAUCAAGCAAGAAAGAGGGAAACGUCUCACGCAUUGUUAAUCGCUACUAAUCUUACUAGCCGAAAGGUGUAGAGUGACGGAACGAGACCGAUCGACGGGCCGAUCUCUCCGACAUUAACGCAUUACUCACGGGCUUUAACACGCGCGCUAUUUACACUGGGACGGAGGAAGGGAGAAAGAGCGAGAGAAAAAAAUACCUACUUACUCCCGGGAUAAUAACUUAAAAAUUCUCAAAGUGAUCGAGGAACGGCUGUAAUAAUUUUAACCAUAAUAAUUACGUUGAACGAUACAACCGCAGGCGAGGACACGCAGUGCGGUACCGAGGAUUCUGCCGUCGCCCAGGGAGGCGACCAGCUCCAGAGGAUGACUAUGGACGGCGUGGAGGUGGUGGGCUCGCAGCCGCACGCGGCCACCAGUCCGUUUCUGCUCUCCUCGCCACCCAUGGGUCACCAUCAUCAUCAUCAUCACGCGACGUUCAAUCUGCAAUCCGUGCAGCUUAGCUUCGACGCGUGUUUACCGUACAACGCGGCCUCCUCCUCGUCCGGCUCGGUCACCUGCGGAACGUCCGUGAACGCGACCUGCACGAAUUCAUCCUCCACGAGCUGCGACAAGAGCACGCCGUCGCUCUCCUUGGCGCCGAGCGUGCCGUUACAUAUGCAACUCCAGAUCAGCUCGACCGCGUCCCCGGAGCACAACCACGGCCGUCAUCAUCAGCAUCAUCAUCAUCAUCGAUUGGACGACCAUCACCAGCAUCAGCUGCAUGUCGCCAAUGCGUCGUCACCGUCCACCGAUACCGCGGACAAGAGACAUCAGCCCGAUGACGACGAUAAGAGUUGUAUCAGGAAUUGCAGGAACGAUAUUCACGAUACGAACGAUAAGGAUAAGCCCGGCGACCUGAACACGCCGGUCACCACCAGCAGCGACCUACCGUCUUUCUUCGGACCCUCCGCGCUUGUCGAACCGCCACCGAUCUCAGGUACCUACAUCAGCCUAAUCCUUAAAACGAGGGAAACGCCAGCUCUCUCU